Molecule: messenger RNA, 5385 nt
Organism: Durusdinium trenchii
Lineage: Eukaryota; Dinophyceae; Suessiales; Symbiodiniaceae
Source: the annotation of a GenBank genome assembly
AUGGACACCGGGGCACCCGUGCCCAUGCCACAUUGGGAAAGGAACCUCGUCAUCGUGGCUCUGGUGGUGCACGUCAUGGACGUGGGCCUGGACUUGUGUGUGGCGGCCUUGUUCGUGGCCCACGCCGAGUGGGUCUUCUUCCUAGGUGCAGCCGGAGUCAUCUUCUGGGCGUGGUUGGUCUCCAGCCUCUACAUCUCCUUCGGCGGCGGCGCGCCCACCGGCGACAUCGACACCGAUGGUCGCUGGGCCGUGGAGAGAGCGGUGUUGGUGGGGGAGUGGCAGCCGAACAGUGUGUUGAGGGCUGCCAACAGUGCCACUCACAACUGCGACAACUUCUUUGGCCCUCGCCCCUGCUGCAAUGUGAAGUGCAACGGGAAAAGGGAUGUGCCCUAUCAGAGCUACCGUGGCUCUGGCGUCCAGAAUCUCAAGUUGUAUCAGUGCGAAGUGACGAAGGGAGCCUUCAUGAAGCCAAAGGAAAGCUACGGAGCCUACGAAGAUUGGGAUGAGGAGCCCAUCACCCCGGCGGAGAUGAACGAUUACAUCGCUGCAUCUCGUGGUUACAGGCCUGUUGCGCAUUUGGAUGGCACGUAUGUAUGUGAGGAGACCUGUCGUUUUGUCACCCUUGAUCAGCGUGAUCACCCAAAGGGCGCCAACGACACGGUCAAGGUUUACCGCGAUGGUGGCAUGGAGUAUUUUGGCAAGACGGCCUAUCUUUGUGUCAGCGUCGAGGACUUGGAGAAGGACUUGUCCGAGCUCAAGGCACAGGAGGAUGCGGCAGAGGAGAAGAAGCGUGCAGAGGAGGAAGCGGAAGCGCAGAAGAGACGUGACGAAAUCUUCCAGGUUUUGCUGCGUGAAGAAAUGGGCGAGGUCGAAAAGCCGCCGAAAAAGAAGACCUUCAAAGAGAAGCUCGCAGCUAGCAAUGCCACUCACAACUGCGAUUCGUUGUUUGGCCGCCAAUGCUGCACUUCGAAGUGCGACGGGAAACGGGACGACUCGCAGAAGGGAUCUGGUGUGGAGAAUCUCGAGUUGUAUCAGUGCGAAGUGACGAAGGGAGCCUUCACGAAGCCGAAGUCGAGCUACGGAGCUUACGAAGGGUGGGACAACAAGCCGAUCAACACGAAGGAGAUGAACCGAUAUAUCAAUCAUUAUCGUCGCGACCGGCUUCUGAUGACCUCCCAGUUGGAGAAAUCCGCGCUUCCUUAUUCAUGGUAUGUGUGUGAGGAGACCUGUCAUUAUCUCACCAAAGAUGAUGACCCAAAGGGAGCCAACCAUGACGCCAUCAAGGUGUAUCGCGGAGGCGGGGGUGAGCGACAUUAUGGUCACAAGGAGCUUUGUGCAGCUCAGCUGCAGCGGUCUCAGCGCCGAGCGGUCAACGUCGAGGAUGUGGCGACGCAAGUCUCAGAGCUCAAGGCUGAAGCGAUUACAGAGUCCGAGAUACUGCUUGCUUCAGAUGAGGAAGAUGUGUAUGAGAAGUGCUCGUCCCGAGCAAGAGGUGCAUUGACAUUCUUGAACCUGCCAGUAUGCCAAUCCGCCCACAAACGGCUGAUUGGUAUUGGCUCUGGUGUACUUCAAGCAAUGCGAGAGGGCAAACCUGGCUUUACAAUGGAUGAGUAUCGCACCAGCCAUCCGAAACAUCCAACAUUGGGAGUUUCCUUGCGCAACUCCUCAUCGGGGAAAUGGCAGUACAUUUUGGCAUUUCUUUGGUUGCUUUACGUGAGUGAAGCGGAGAUCCUGCCCACAAAGUUCAAGAUGCCUUCCGAGAAAGUUCAGAAGUACCACAUGAAUGAUGAAGACUUUCAGGAGAGAUACGUCACUGCCUUCCUGAGGGAUGUCGAUUCUCAGUUUGCUUUGCCGCGGAUUGAGCAUCUGGGGCCUGGGAGCUUUGCAGGCCCAUGCAGGUUCCUUGAAUAUGCCCAGCCAAUCGACAUAUUUUAUCAAUAUUCUGCCCAUGAAGAGAAUGAUGGGCGGAAGCCAGCCUCACUGGCAACGUUCAUGAAGGUGUUCAAGAAGAUCUUUGGAACUUAUUUGAAGUUCCGAGACCACUCAGAGCACGCGCAGUGCAACAUUUGUGGUCGAUUGAAAGGCAAAAUCAAGGCCCUCUUCCGCCCAACCCUACACCUGACAGCAGCCUGGCUGCAUGGGCACAAGGUGUGGCUUCCAGUGAGCGACGAGAGUUUGAAGAAAGACUCUCAAACCCAAGCUGAGAUUCUCUCAAGAGCCCUCAGCGAUCUUUGCGUGAGCGUGGUGGAAGACUUCCGCUCUUCCCAUCCCAAGAUGGGCAGCGACAUCUUCUUGAUUGCUAAGAGAUGGUUGGCUGACCGAGAGGUGCUUCGACUCAUUGCCUUGGUUCCAGCAGACACUGCUGCCAAAAUCCGUCGUGGGCUACAUUUACCCGACGGGGUGGCUGCCAGGCGAGCUAUUUCGCCCAAAGUCCGGGCAAACAUUGAGAGAUAUGUCCCACGAUGCCAAAUGCAUGGUGAGUUGUCACCCGCAGCGGCGGCUUACCUCACGGAAUGGUCCACCGGAAAGUUGAAGAUGAUCAACAGGAGAAAUGAUGACGAGAUGUUCCUGGCCUCGGAUGUAGAGGAUGGGCGUGCCGCUUCCGCAGCAAACACGAGUAUUGCUGAUUCCGCCGACCUUGCCCAAGAUGCAGAGAGCGUUCUGAAUGCCACUGAUGCUGAGGAGAUGGAACCAGUGGGUUUCGUAGAUGGAUAUAUCAGCAGCCCGUCUCCAACCCAGUGCCUCUUUCACGAGAGUGGAGUCUUGGUCAACUCAGAUGAGAAGGAGUUCAGGCACAUGGCCAUGUCCUAUAUCAGUGUAGUGGAAGAAUGGGAAACCUGCAGCCAUUCUGAUUUGCUUGCCCUGCAGUUCGAACAUACCUUCAUGGUGGAGAUUGACAAGAAGAAACGUGAGCACCUUCUCCAGUUCAAGCCUCUGUUCUCAUUCAUCGAGGAGACACUCAAAUCGCUGGGCUAUAGUGUGAAUGCAGCUAACUUCAACACCGCAGAGUUUGGUCCUCCACAAAUGCGGCAUCGUGCAUGGAUCAUUGCAGGGAAGUACUGCAAUACCAAGCAGGCAAUCCUUGAUGCUGCAAGUUUUCGCUGUCAAACGCUUCCGCUGGACCGUUUCAUUUUGAAAUGUUUGCCAGAGGGAGAAGACAACCAGGGACGUUCACGUGGUGGCGACCGAGCUAAGAAGUCUGACCUCACUCCCAAGUGGAAAGCUGACUUCGAUGAGUACUGCAAAAAAGUUGGAGACAAGGCCAACAUCCGAAAGAAUGUGACCAUGCUGCGUUCAAUGGCUCCGCAGUGCUCCGAGCGUGAGAGGGCGAUUCUUGCAACAGCACUGCGCGAGAUGGAGACCAAGGGUAUUGACGAAAUGGCACUUCUGCAGGGGAUCGGGGAUGAGGAUUGGUAUCGCUUUCAGAUGGACGAGCUUCCUCCAAGGAAUUCCUCGCCAAAAUUGAGACCCAGCAAGAAUCCUAAGUAUGGAGAGCUCUUCCCAGAAGCGGGCGAAUUUUUGUCCUUGCGUUUGCCAGACAUGAAUGUGGAUGAUGUCAAAUCGGAGUUUGCUUUCUUCCUGUUUGACGACGGGGGCAUGAAGGCUCUAGCUGCAGCUUUGGUAUGGACAGGAUGUGUCUAUGUUGUGGGCCAGGAGUCAGCGGAAAGUUUGCGACACCCCAGGUUCGUUCAGCUUGUCAAGGGCCUCCUUGGAUUGCCAACUCUUUUCAAGAAACAGGCGGAUGAUGUGGUGUCAGGCACCAUUCAGCGGAUCAUCAAACAGAACAUCGAUGCAAAGAAGUUGCCUGUAUCAAGCUUUGAGUGGGCAGGUAUACUUAGUAGGCUUGGCGAAGAGGCAAACGUUGCAGACUGCGUGAAGAUGUACAACAAUACUCCAGAAGUUGUGGCGCAUGGAAGCAACACUGACAAGGGAGAUCGAAGUGGAAGUGGUACCCUCAUGAUUGACACCAAGAAAGCCCAUUGCAUCAAGAAUUGGAUGACAAAGUGCAGCAAAGAGGCAACAAGCGUCAUCCUGGAGUCACUCCAAGACAGCCCAUUUCAGAUGGGCCCAUUUGGGGAAACCUUUGCGAUGAUGGGCCAGGUCUUCCUUGGUUCGACUUGUGAGAACUCCAACAUCGAUGGUGGUGCUAUGUCUCCACUUGCCCAUGAGGACAGCAUCAGCGUGAACUGGGACCUUGAGCUGAAUUCCACAGCCCAGGCAUUACUCUUCCGGAGAGUGAAGAUCGCAUUUGACCGUGCCACAGCCAUAGUGGACGAUGUGCGAGACAAGAAGAAAUACAGAAUGAAGCCGGAGGACAUUGUGACACUUCGACAUUUGUGCGCCUUCUAUAUGCAGGUGCGGGAGUUUUGCAGCACAAGGCUCUCUGAUUUCGCAGACUUUGACGCAAAGUUCACUUCAGGGAAUGCUGUGGACGACCAGUUCAAUGAGAUCAUGCAGAUGCGAUCCAAGCAGUUUGGCAUCUCCAUGCUUCCAAGGUCCCAGCUGGAGGCAGCCAGUCAGUUGAAACGUCAAGAGGAGACGGCCACAUUAGAGGUGGAACAGCAACGUUUAGAGCUACGUCAAGCCAAGUGGAAGUACUUUGUGGCUGCACUCUCCAGAGAUCAGAAGCAGCUGUCACUCAUUGCAGCAGCACCUGACAAGAUCGAGAAGUUACGCCACAGAAAGGACAUGCAGUGGCGCCUCGAACAAGCCAAGAUCGGAGAGAAGGCAGAAGCAGCUGGUGUGAAGAUGACGGACCUUUGCAUGGUGACCUUCGCUGAUCUGAAUGUUCCGCUCAGCAACUCACGGGAGAAAAUGACCGAACUCAUGACGGCCAUUGCUGCCAUCAACGACAUAGCUCCCAUGCGGAACGCUGCGAUUGUCGAGCUGGCGGACACCCCGAAGAAAUCCAGUAAGCGGGGACUGGCAGACGAGGAAGCAGAGCUUCAGGAAGUUCUGUGGAGCUUGAAGCAGCAGUGUGAUUCGAGAUGGAUUCUUCCAUUUGAAGUUCCAAGUGCUGCAGAGUCCCACAGCUCACGAAGGAUCAUUGUGAACAAAGAUUCAGAGGAGUCCAACACCUUUGCUACUUCUGCUGAGUUGGCUUUGGCAGGACGCCCACUGACAGAUGAAAAGGUCUACAUCCCUUUGAGCAAGGAUCUCCUGCUUCCAGAAAGCCUGGACUCGGACCACGACCUGCGCACCGCAGAAAGGACCCGCCCCAGCCAAGAAGCGAUCACGGCACAGAAAGGGUCAGAUCGAUACCGUCAACUGGUGCGUUCCAUGCUUACCCUCCCCGGCGACACCCUCAGCAAGUCCGCAGUGAUAUUGGUAAACCUUACGGGGUAUGUUGAAGAGAUGGGAAGUGCAGCUUCUUGGCUGGUCUAG